Molecule: messenger RNA, 2402 nt
Organism: Medicago truncatula (barrel medic)
Lineage: Eukaryota; Viridiplantae; Streptophyta; Magnoliopsida; Fabales; Fabaceae
Product: double-stranded RNA-binding protein 1
Exons: 12
Coding region: 386-2236 (616 amino acids)
Source: RefSeq, a predicted model, not a curated record
AUCCCCCGAAAUUUUCUUGCAAAAUCAGAACCCACACAACUUAUGAACUCCAAAAUGCACAAAUCAUAUGAACUCCAGCUUAUAAACUCCAAGCAGCUUCCAUAUCGUAUGAACUCCUCAAACAACUUCCAGUUCGCAUGAAUCCUCUAAUCUCUCUUAAAUCCUCAAAUCAAACCAAAAUCUUCACUGAAUCUUCAUUGAAUCUCUCUCAAAUCCUCAAAUCGUACCAAAAUCGAACCUCACUCUCAAAAUUGAAUCUCCUUCCUUCUUCCAAAAUUGUUCCCUCAAAUCUUUCCUUUUGUCAAAACUCACGUGAACUCACUCACAUUUCUGAAUCCAAAAGUGAAGUUGCUCCGAAACAGUAACUAUAGCAGUGUGAGUGAAAAUGAAUAAGAUGAGGCUGCAGGAGCUUUGUCACCAAAGAAAGUGGAGUUUGCCUAAGUACUCUGCCUUGAAUGUCGAUGGUCCACCACACAAACCAAGCUUUAAGGGCUCUGUCUUUGUCAAUGGUUUAACCUUUACUUCUGAUGCUUUUCAUUCCUCCAAAGAAGCUCACAACCAAGCUGCUCUGAAAGCUUUGCUCAACUUUUCUUCUCCUUCAUCAAGCUCUUCAAUACCAACAAAUGAAUAUAGUUCAGAAGAGAAAGUUGAUGCUGCCAAACCUCAAAAGUAUCCAGUUCCAUCAGAAUUUCCACAUAUUAUAAGUGAUACGGAUUGUUUGAGCAAACUUCAGCAUCAAAACUAUGCUCAAAAUAACAAUCUUGAUUCACCUGUUUUGACAACUGAAGCCGAGGGGCCAUCUCAUGACGUUCAUUAUAAGGCUAGUGUUGUUAUUGAUGCGAAAUCAUUCGAAAGCCCUAUAUUUUUCAACACUAAAAAAGAGGAAGAGCAGGAAGAAUCUCGUUCAUACAAGAGUUUACUUCAGGAACUAACACAGAAAAAAGGUUUUUCCAAACCAACAUAUAAAACUACACAGACUGGUUCCCUUCAUAUGCCAACUUUUUUCUCAGCUGUUGAAGUAGAGGGUGUGGAGUUUCAUGGAAAUGCAUCUAGAUCCAAAAAAGAGGCAGAACGUGAUGCUGCAAAGAUUGCUUACAAGGCCAUAAAAGAUGGUAGACUUAAUAUGUAUGCUGCUUUUUCUUCCUCUAUCAAAAAAAAUCAAGCAGAGCAAUCAACUCAUGAAUCAGACAUUGUUAGAUCCAAGCAGAAACUCAACCUUGAAGGCUCUUCACCAACAGCUGAAUAUGGUUCAAAGACGAAAGUUGAAGAUAUUAAACCUAAAGAGAGUCCAGUUUCUGCACAAUCUCAAGUUAUUAUAACUAAUAUGGAUCGUUUGAGCAAAAAACAGCUACAAAACUAUGCUCGAAAAAACAAUCUUGAUCCACCUGUUUUUACAUUUAAAACUGAGGGGCUACCUCAUGACUUUCGUUAUAAAGCUAUUGUUGUUAUUGAUGGAAAAUCAUUUGAAAGCCCAACAUUUUUAAAUACUAUAGAAGAGGCAGAGCAGGCUACUGCGAAAUUUGCUUUGAGGGAAUUGCCAAUUUCAGCUGACUUGUUUCAGAAGGAUGAAUCUUGUCCAUCCAAGAGUUUACUACUAGAAUUAACACAGAGAGAAGGUUAUUCCAAACCGACAUAUAUGACUACAGAGUCUGGUUCUCCUCAUAUGCCAACUUAUUACUCAACUGUGGAAGUAGAGGGCUUGAAAUUUCAUGGCAAGGCAUCUAGAUCCAAAAAACAGGCAGAUAUUGAUGCUGCAAAGAUUGCUUACAUUGCCUUAAAAGAGUGUGGACUUGAUAUGUAUGCUGCGUUUUCUUCCUCUAUCAAAGAAAAUCAAGCAGCGCAAUCAACUCUUGAAUCAGACAUUGUUAAAUACAAGCAGAUACUCAACAUCGAAGAUAAACUUUCGACUCUGGAGAUAUUGCCUACUGAUGAUGUCAAAGUUAGCAAUGAAUCUUUUCCAAUUCCCCCUAACAAAAAAAUGAAGAUGAGCAGCAUGAACUCUUCAUCUUCACCCAAAUCAACUCCACUUUCACAUACUGAACUUCCUUCUCCUACAAUUUCUGACUCCAACAUGACAAUGACUUCCAAUACAAGUAGUUACCUACUUUGUGACAGAUUCAAGGUGUAUACAAGCUUUCCAGAUACUAUAUUCUCUGAGGAUAUUACAGUUCUGCCUAUCGACGAUGAUAAGUGGGUUGCAGCGUGCCUGGAAUUUCCAAAUGAUAAAAACCUUUGAUUCAUGUGAAAAAGUUUCAUUUAUGACUUUGAUUUCAUGUGUUAGAAAACAUGAUGUUAAAUGUAUGUUGCUACUUGACUUCAAGUAAAACUUUAUAUGGCUUAGAUGUUAUGCAUGUUGGAAUUCAAUUGGAAUUCAAUUUCCAGAGAGACAAAAAUGGUUCUAG